AGAAACGUGAGAGGAGGUACAGCGCUGCCUGAACACCUAGAUGAACAACGUGUCUUUCAAAACAUAACCAAUCUUACUUGGUGCUCUGAAAGAUCACCAUGAAUCCACCUAAUCCGUUUGGAAGUCCACAAGGUGGCGCUUUCCAGGCUCCAAGCAGCACCAUGAAGACCAGUCUGUUCCAGUCUUUUGGACAGCAGAGUUCAAGCAAUCAGCAAACUAUGGGCUUUUUCCCAGCAACACCAGCGUUUGGACAGCCGUCUGUGUUAAAUCAACCCACAAGUCAUGUAAGUACAAUGUUUGGACAGGCCCCUGCCUUUGGACAGGCAUCAACACAACCCGCCUCGCUUCCUCCAAUAAGCCAGACUCCAGCGUUUGGGCAGCCUGCUUUAGCCAUGAACAGCUCAGGUUUUGGUGGUAGCUCCACGCCAGCUUUUGGACAGCCGAGUGGACUCAACCAGCAGAGCUCAGUGUUUGGUCAGACACCUGCGUUCGGACAGCAGUCUGCUUUUGGACAGACUGCAGGUUUUGGCCAGCAGUCCUCUGGGAGUGGAAACACCCAGGUGUCGUCUGGCUCCACCCCUGCUUUGGGGCAACCUCAGUCGCUGAGUUUUGGACAGUCGUUGUUUGGACCGCCGUCAUCUACCAGUGUUAGCACCAGUGUUUUUGGCUCAACUCAGAGUGUAACCCAGAGCAGAGGCUUCGGACCAACAGAAUUUAAUUUUAAGCCUGCUAAUGAGGCACUUUUCAAACCCAUCUUCAGUGCAAGCCCUGAGCCCACUAAGCCUCAGACUACUUCAAUGUCAAGCUCGCUGUUUGGCAGCAGUGCAUCCCAGACAACCAGCGCUAUUAGCAGCAGCAGCACUACCGCCUCCACCGCAGGCUUCACUCUGAUGCCUGGGGCUAAGUCGGGGCCGCUGGGCUUCAGCUUCUCACAGCCCGCCGCAGCUCCCUCUAUCGCUACUCAAAACAAUCCCCUAACAACUGGCAACGGCAGCGGAUCUUCCAACACUCUGCAGUUCACUUUUUCUCAGCCAGCCGCCCCCUCCAGCUCCAGCACGAAGACAUCAACCACCCAGCCCACCACCCCUUCAUCUUUCAGCUUCUCAACCAAAACCCUCCAGCCUCAGGACCCACCCGCUUACAGUGGAACCAUUUUUGGUCCACCCCCAGCUUAUGGCGACACCAAGUCUAAGGCGGAGAGCAGUACAGGUGAGAAAGGGAGCAACCUCGAGGCUCUCGGGGACACAAAUGUAUUUGCAAGAUUAGGCAAAGGCACCAAGCGCAAGGAAGAACCAGUGGUUCCGAGCAGUGGCCAGGAAAAGCCUGCCACAGAGGAAGAUGUUCCAGCAGAAGCAGAAUCACCAAGACAUCCCUCAAAGAGGCCUCUUAUGAGGUCCCGUGGCCCAGCAGGAGGAAUAUUCGGUAGGGCACUAAGUGGCCUUCGUAAAGAUGCCCCUGUGAGGCGAGAUGCCACAAAGGAGACUGAGAGGGAAGACGUCCCAGCUAAGAGUGAAGACUUACCUGUUACGACUCCAACAGGAUCCAGGGAUGUUGUGGAAAAAGCUGAACAGUCAGACUCAGCAAAAACUCCAGAACCAGAGCACGAGACCAUAACUCCGGUGAAACGAGGCGUACGCAGGGAAAGCUCAGAGGGCCUGAGUGGCAUGUCUCCCGGUGACUGCACCAGUAUCAUGUGCAGAAGCGUGCCUCCAAACCUCAACCGGAGGGAGAUCAUGGAGAAGCAUUUCCGUCAUUUCGGGAAAGUCAGCAAGGUCAUCUGCCGGCCUGCCAAGAACACUGCCAUCAUAUAUUUUGAUGACCACGCGUCUGCAGCGAGGGCAAAAAAGAAAGGCAAAGUCCUGCAUGGAAAAGAGCUCCUUCUUCUUUGGCAGAGAAAGAAACAGAGUCCAUGUGACAAAGGAGGCAGACCUGCAGCAGGUAAGGAGGAGGCAGAGGGAGAAAGUCUGGAGGACACAGGGUCCAAGGCUAGCCUAUCCCCACUCAGGAGACCGGGAUUCAGAGCUCCUGCAGUCAGCAGCACGGCGACACUAAGUCGCAGCUCUCCAGUGAAGAAGUCAUCUUUGGCCAAGUCGCUGCAGUUUGACACUGAAGCCCCGAAGGAGAGUGGCUCAGACGCCUCGAUCUCAGAGCGCCCGGUCCCCUCCUCCCUUCUCCACCUUAUUGGCCAGGUCGCCGAGACCGCUGAGGACAAGUACCGCCUCCUGGAGCAGAGGGAUAAGAUCCUACGUCAAGGUCGGCCCAAGAGGACAGACCUGGUCCUGUCGAAGGUGUUUGUGGGGACGUGUCCUGACAUGUGUCCAGAGAAGGAGAGGUACAUGAGGGAAACACGAAAACAGCUGAGCAUAUUUGAGGUCGUCCUAAAUACUGAAAUGGUAGAACACACAGCAGCCAUCAAGGAGUACAGUCGCUCGUCAGCCGACCAGGAGGAGCCCCUGCCCCACGAACUGCGCCCCCUGCCUGUGCUCAGCAUGACCAUGGACUAUCUGGUGACUCAGAUCAUGGACGAGGGCCUUGACAACUACAGAGAUUGGUAUGACUUUGUGUGGAACAGGACCAGAGCCAUCCGCAAGGACAUCAUCCAGCAGCACCUGUGCUGCCCCCACACAGUGUCUCUGAUUGAGAAGUGCACUCGCUUCCACGUGCACUGUGCUCACCACCUCUGUGAGGAGCGCAUCUCAUCUUUUGACCCCAAGAUCAACAACGAGAACAUGACCAAGUGCCUCCAGAGUCUCAAAGAAAUGUACCAGGACCUGGCAACAAGGCAGGUCUACUGCCCCCAGGAGGCCGAGUUCCGCCAGUACAACGUGCUGCUCAAACUCAACGACGGCGACAUCCUACGAGAUGUUCAGCAGUUUCGUGAAGAGGUGCGUAAUUCCCCCGAGGUGAAGUUUGCAGUGCAGGCCUUCGCUGCAGUCAACAGCAACAACUUUGUGCGCUUCUUCAAGCUGGUGAAACGAGCCUCGUACCUCGCCAACUGCCUCCUACACAGAUACUUCAACCAGGUCAGAGCUAAGGCCUUGAAGACCUUGAACAUUGCUCACACCAUCGGUCCACGGUCGACUGCUUUUCCAGUCGAUGACUUCGUUCGAAUGUUAAUGUUUCAAAACGUUGAAGAGGCAACGGAUUUCAUCCAGCAGUACGGCGUCAAUGUCCUCGAUGGUGUGGUGGAGCUGAGUCGAACAUCCUUUCAGGAGCCGGACCUUCCUCUGUCCCAGAAUAAAUCAGAAGUCAUCCUCGCUAAGAAGAUGGUGCUGAUCGGUGAGGUGGUGAACGGAUGCCCCCUCCCUAACCCUCUGCAGCACACCCCCGUCUGCAGCUUUGACUUCAACAACAAGUAUCGUGGAGAGGGCCCUCUGGCUGAGCCCUCAACGAGCCAAUUUAAAGCUCCUGCUGCCAGGUUGGAGGUUAAGGCUCCACCCAGCGCUGAGUUGCUGACACAGAUCGUCCCGGUCCAGGUUCCUGUCAUGCCCGUGUGUUCUUCCAGCAUGUUUGCGCUGCCUCCAGCUGUAACUGACGAGACUGGAGAGCCCAGCCAACCUUAUCACAGACCCGCCCAGCCAGCAGAGGCCCAGCAGCUGUUCCAGCCGAUAUCUCAACCCCAGCCUGUCAAACCUCCAACACCUCCACCUAAACCUCAGCCCACAUACAACAACGAGGACAUUAUGGCGGUGCUGGACUGCGUGAUUGAAGAAAUGGUGGCAGCAGGAGUGAAGGAGGUCGCUGAAGCUGGUGCAAGCUACGCCUCAGCAGCUCUUGAGGAGAGCAGCGUGCAGGUGGAGUCCCUGGUGGGUGAGGUGUUGGGACACUUGCUGCACGAGGUGUCGUCCGCUGAGAUCACGCUGGAGCAGGAGCGCGUCGCUGAAGAGAAACGAAAGCUUGAAGAAGCCAGGAGGAAGCAGGAGCACGAGGCCUUCGUGGUUCAGUACAGCUUCUCUCUCUGCACAGAGCUCAUCGUUGAAGUCUUAAGUGAGACCAUCAAGGAGACCGCCGCCUCUGAGAUCCAACAAGCAGUGGACGAGAAAGCCGACCGUGUGGCUAAAUGCACAGAGCAGGUCUGCAACAGUCUCGUAGAGGAAACUUUGAGCGCAGACAUCGCUCUGUUGGUUGAAGGCGUCCUCGAAAAUGAGCUGCAACGUAUUCAAAAGUACAUCAAAAGGUGGCGUGAUGUGGUUGCAGUGCGUCGCCAGCUGAAGAGGCAGAUGAGAGGCUUCCCUGCAGCUCCUUGCUGUGUUGAUCCUCGCUUCAAACUGAAAGCUCUUGCCCCCAGCGCUCCUGCACAGCCCUCCAUGGCAGAUCUGGCCCGCGGUGUGGUCAACCUGGGCAACGCCGGCACCCUGGCUCUCUCCAGUACCAGGUUGUUGAAAAUGAGACAGGAAGUGAUCCACCAGAUGAGAGUCCAUUACUACUACCAGCAGCUGCUCGACGAGUCAGUUUGGACGCCGAUCAACCUGCCAGCUCUGGUGACAGAAAACAUCCCCGACCCACCCGACAGGAUCUUCUGGAAAGCUGUUCUGCUCCUGCCGAGCGAUCACGAGAGUGUAGCCAGCCUGGCCGACAGGAUUCUGUCAGACUGGCUGGAGGUGAAGCUCGGGGGUGGGCCGGGGUCAGAGGUGAGGGAGGAGCAGCAGCCAGAAGACGCACUGCAGACCCUCUGCGUCACCAACACACUGCAGGAUAAAAACCAGCGCACACACAAAGUCCACAUCAGCGUCAAGGCGUCCCGCGGUCCUCUAAGUGAAGACGGUCUUUCCAAAAUGGAGGAGUGCUGCGAGCUCCACGGGACGGGAGCUCUGAUCACGCUGCUCCCCGCCAUCCCCAUCAUUGACUCAGACCAGGAUGAGCAGGAUGUUCCUCUGCUGUCGGCUCUGCUGCAGCUCAAACAGCUUCAGCAGGCCAGCACCUGGCACUGCCCGCUGCCUCUGGUCAUACUGGUGCCCGGACCUGACAGGGGCAUCGGCCUAACACAGAAACUGGAAGAAGCUCUGCUGCUGCACACGCUGGUGAAGGAAGGCCUGAUAUCAGAGUACACAUUCAUCUUCAUACCAGAGACGACAAGUGACCUACAGGGAUCCAAGCAGCUCAGCUGUGCUCUGCGUUGGCUGCUGGUCCGAGCACCCCCUCCCUUCCCUUUCUCCUGUCAGACUCUUGUGCAGCUCGUGGAGGCCAGCUUGAGUCGAGAGUUUAGUCCCAGAGUUUUUGCCCAACGGCAGGAGCGUGCCGCAGCAGGUCUGUCCCCUCAGGACCCGGCACCUGUCAUCCAGCUAUACAACGCCGUCCUGGCUCACGUCGCUGACAAAGUGUCGUCUCAGGAGCUCAGCAGACUCUCGUGGCCGCCCUGCGAGUUCUGCCUACCCGACACCCGAGACUUUGUCCCUCAUCCGGGCUGGAACUCUGCCCAGCACCUCAACUGGCUGCGUGAAGCCAUCGUCAGUCUGCAGCUACCAGAGUGGGAGACGCCGUCUGCUGCAGACUCCUGGUCAGAGCUUUGUUCCUCCAUCUACUGCUACGCUGCUCAGAUCCCAGUCGCUCGCCGCAGUCAACCCCUCCUGAUGUCACGACUGGAGAACCUUCUGGAAAGAGUCCGUCUAAAGGCUCACCAUACCCGAACCCCAGGGUCCAAGAAAACCAUCAGCAACUGGGACAACGGAGACGAGGACUCGUGUUCAGCCUUCAGACGAAUUCCCUGGGACGACGUGCUGGUGAUCUGCAUCGACCACAAACUCAAAGACUGGCAGAUCCCCGGACCUCCUGUCUGUGAGGAUGCUGUGACGGAGGAUGGAGAGAUCCUGGUUUACUUCCCCACAGAGUCUUUGAAUGGUUUUAAACCCCCAGAGGAGUGGACUCAGACCCUCAGACAAACCCACAGAGAGAAGCACCAAGAGAAGGAAGGAGCGAGUGCUGCUGCCUGUGCCACGCCCUCCGGUCUGUCCAUCAGACAGAAUCUGUUCCACAGUCAGCCGGAGCCUCUGGAGGCCCCGACAGCCCCACUGGACAUCACACACACUCCCACAUCACAAGAGCUGCUGGCACACAGAGUCCUACAGAGCUUAGAGCAGGAGCAUGCAGCGAGCAAAAGGAGCAUGGAGCAGUUUCAGCGCUGGCUUGAUGGCGAUCCUGUCGAUCACUUGUCCACGCCGCUCUUCAUCCCGUCCUCCACUCUGUUGUCGAUGCCAACAACCAUAAAGCAGCCGCUCACAGCCAGGAGUCGAGACGCCGCUCUCACGCAGCCGGAGCCUUUCGACGAGAUGUCAGAGGAAUCAGACUGGCCUAAAACGCCGCGUGUAUCCAUGGCAUGGCGACUGAAGGAAAUAGAACGACAGAUUUUGGCGAAUAAUGAGGAAGAAAUGGCGUGCCAAAUGAAGCUGAGUGGUCUGCUGGGCAUUGUUGAUGACUGAGGAACUUUUAAAGGAAAUAUUUUGCUAUGCAAAUGUUUGAAAACCGUCAACAGACUUCCCGCUGCGAGUGACGACUUUUGUUUAUUUGCUGAGCUCAUGGCAGUGGAUAACAUGCAACACGUUAAUUAAAACAAUGUGUCAUUUUUUUAACUUGUAUCUAGACUUUGGUUUGUAAAUUAGAGUACCAAAAUCAAGAUUUUUAUUUGUGUUUGAAGUUUGUUCCAUUGAUCAUUUAUACCUUCAGAAUGUGUGUUAAAUCAUAUUCAGUGCCUAUCAUAAACAAAACAAGAUGCUGAUUCCCACCAACUUUAAACUCUUCUUUAAAGCCGUCUAGCUUGUCUGUUUUAAACAAACUUUGAAUUAUUUGGAUUUCUUAGAAGCAUCAUCAAAUCAUAGGACUUCUGUGUUGUUUGAAAUCAUCUUUAAUACCGUUGAUGAAAUUGUGUUAUAACCGACUCUUUAAUAAAAUAUAUUUUUCAGAAAUA
Messenger RNA from Labrus mixtus (cuckoo wrasse), 6901 nucleotides. It is a transcript of the gene mcm3ap, whose product is annotated as minichromosome maintenance complex component 3 associated protein. The coding region runs from base 99 to 6416 and encodes 2105 amino acids. The record is from RefSeq and is a predicted model, not a curated record. Lineage: Eukaryota; Metazoa; Chordata; Actinopteri; Labriformes; Labridae. Gene Ontology annotation, biological process: mRNA export from nucleus. Gene Ontology annotation, cellular component: nucleus; cytoplasm; transcription export complex 2. The transcript is spliced from 28 exons. Gene Ontology annotation, molecular function: RNA binding.